CUGUCAUAGAGUGAACAUACCCGUCACUCUAUGACAGAGUGCGACCUCCUGUUCACAGAGAGUUAUGAGAGUUUCCAGUCUGCAGAAAAUGAGAGCGGGUGCUGAGGAGGCAGAAUCUUCUGGGUACCAACGGGUCGUACUGAAGAACGCUUCACCACAUCACUACCUCAGAGUCCGUCUGGUGCUGGAGGAUGAGUCGACCAGAGUGAGCGCCGUUGACCUGAAGACCUUCAUCACUUCCUGCCUGAGGAGUUUGUUCGGAGAGGUCGGAGCGGCACUGAAUGUGGACGUGCUGAAGUACGAUGAGGAGACGCUGACCGCUUUGCUGCGCGUUCCCAGCAGGGGUUUGGUGAAGCUGUGGAGCUCCCUCACCCUGCAGGGGUUCUACCAGAACCAGGCCUGCGCCUUCAGGGUUCUGCAGGUGUCUCCGUUCCUCCUGGCGCUGACCGGAAACAGCCGCGACCUGCAGCUGGACUGAAGUAGGAUGACGUCAGCCUGGACACCGCUCUGCGUCAGGCUCCGCCCUUUCCGCCUCCCGUUGGCCCCGUCCCUCGGACGGCGCCUCCACGUCGGCCAGCGCGCCUCCAUCACCAAAGCGUUCUCGGCGCGCGACGUGGAGCUGUUCGCCGAGUUAACGGGCGACAGCAACCCGCUCCACGUCGACCCGGCCUACGCUAGCACCACGUCCUUCGAGGCGCCCAUCGUCCACGGCGUCCUCAUCAACGGCCUGAUGUCGGCGGUGCUCGGCACCCGGAUGCCUGGCCCCGGCAGCGUCUUCCUGUACCAGGAGAUCCGCUUCCCGGCACCGCUCUUCGUCGGCGAGGAGGUUCUGGCCGAGGCGGAAGUGCGUAAAAUCAAGAUGUCGUUUGCCUUCAUCGCGGUGACGUGCUCCGCCAAGGACAAGGUGGUGAUGGAGGGGGAGGUGAUGGUGAUGAUGCCCGAGAAGCAGCAGCAGGAGUGAUGAAGAUGGUGGCGGUUAAAUCCGGGUCCCUGACAGCGUUAAUGUCAAGUUUAUUUAGGUGUUCUGUACGGAGGCCCCUGAGGGACAUGCGGGAAUGUCUUUUUCUUUUGCGUUUCCUCGCAAUAAAUUAGCAAACACAUCCUGGUUUGUUCUGUACACAGUCACAGUUUAAUAAAUCAGUUUAAAAGUUCAAACGCCUUUAAUGAGCCUCGGUAAAAAACUUUUAAAGAUACUAAACUUCAGAUAUCACACUAACAGUUGAUGAAAAAACCUUGCAACAGAAAAACACCUCCAUGUCCCCUAGAGGCUUCCGUAGAUUAGAGGUGAUAAACGUUGGAUGGGUUUUUUGGUUUUCUUGUGUUAAUGCACUCACUUUUGUGUGAAAUCUUUCAUUCAAUAAAAAAGCGAUAUUUUCAAAUUAAA
This is a messenger RNA of Gambusia affinis (western mosquitofish), 1384 nucleotides long. It is a transcript of the gene rpp14, whose product is annotated as ribonuclease P/MRP 14 subunit. Bases 65 to 478 code for a protein of 137 amino acids. Gene Ontology annotation, biological process: tRNA 5'-leader removal. NCBI's taxonomy places the organism in Eukaryota, Metazoa, Chordata, Actinopteri, Cyprinodontiformes, Poeciliidae. The transcript is spliced from 6 exons. Gene Ontology annotation, cellular component: ribonuclease P complex. The record is from RefSeq and is a predicted model, not a curated record.